CGCAAGGGUAGCAGCAGACACUGGACCCUCUGUGAGACAGCAUCGCAAAAGACUAGCUAAUGCAUCUCAGCCCGUCUAGGAGCAGCUCCUUUUUCUGUCUGGCAGCAACCCCUUGAUGGAGCUGACGUUACUAACCAGCAUGAGGUGGCAGUCAAUCUGCUAACAUGGAAAAGUACGAAAAGGUGAAGAAAAUAGGGGAAGGUUCAUUUGGAAAAGCCAUCCUUGUGAAAUCCAAACAGGAUGGACACCAAUACGUCAUCAAGGAGAUUGGCAUAUCUGGAAUGUCAAGUAAAGAGAGGCAGGAAUCUCGGAAAGAAGUUGCUGUUCUUGCCAACAUGAGUCAUCCCAACAUUGUGCAGUAUAAGGAGUCUUUUGAAGAAGGGGGAUGUCUGUAUAUUGUGAUGGACUACUGUGAGGGUGGAGACCUCUUCAAGAAGAUCAACUCUCAGAAAGGAGUACUAUUCUCAGAAGAGCAAAUCCUGGAUUGGUUUGUGCAGAUUUGCCUCGCACUAAAGCACGUCCAUGACAGAAAAAUCCUCCACAGAGACAUCAAAUCACAGAACAUAUUUUUGACCAAAGAUGGGACUGUACAGCUUGGGGACUUUGGAAUUGCAAGGGUGCUGAACAGCACUGUAGAACUGGCAAGAACAUGCAUAGGAACGCCAUAUUACCUUUCACCAGAGAUCUGUGAAAAUAAACCAUACAACAACAAAAGUGAUAUUUGGGCCUUAGGCUGUGUCCUUUAUGAAAUGUGCACUCUUAAGCAUGCAUUUGAGGCUGGCAAUAUGAAGAACCUAGUUCUGAAGAUCAUCCGUGGCUCAUACCCUCCAGUGUCUGUUCACUACUCCCAAGACCUGCGUUUUCUCCUGGCACAGCUGUUUAAGCGCAAUCCCAGAGAGAGACCCUCAGUCAGCAGCGUACUGGAAAAAUCCUUCCUUUCCUGUAGGAUACAGAGGUUCCUCUCGCCACAGAUCAUUGCUCAGGAAUUUCGCCAUGCUUUUAUUCACAAGCAGCCUAAAGUGGGUGUGGUGCAGGGUUCACCAGCCAAGCGUCCUGCCCCUGGUUCCAUACCACUCGCCCCUGCCCAGAAGAUAACAAAACCAGCCACCAAAUAUGGAGUGCCUUUAACUGGGAGGAAGGUGUCAGAUGCAGCCAAAAAGCCCUCAGAGAGGAAACCAGCCAUCAAACAUAAACCGGCCCCUCUCCCAGCAGCCCCCCAGAGAAGAGUGAGUCAAGUGGAGGAAGAGUGGAAAAAAAAAGAGGAUGGCAUCAGAAAGAAAAGGAUGGAGCUGAUUGAGAAAGAAAGGAAACUGAAAGAGCAGGUUAUCCUGUUGAAAGCAGAGCAAAUGAAGAGAUAUGAAAAAGAAAAGAUUAAUCGAAUAAACCAAGCCAGAGAGCAAGGCUGGAAGCAUGUCUUGAGCUCUAGUGGAGGUAGUAGCCCAGAGAGGAAGUGUUUUGUAGGUGGUGGAAAGAGGGGUGCAGGUGCAGGUGCUGGCCCUUGUCCUGUCACAAGCUCCAUUCAGGGUCUCUCCCCAGCCCUUGUCCCAAGCAAAAGCCCAUAUGAACACUACCAUGCUGCUCUUGACCAAAUCUCUAAACCACACUCUAAAGAUGUCAGCAGGGAGGGACCCUCAGCAGGAGGAGACAGUCACAUGCGUGUACCCGCUGCUGCUGGCCCAGUGCUGCCUAACGGCCCUUCCCGGGUCCUGAACUCUGAUGCAAUGAAGAGAGAGCUACAGAGGCUGCAGCACGUUUCCAAACAAGCCCACAUCAGUAGGCAGCGUAGUCACAUGGGUGGUGGACGGGCCUUUCAAGUCGAGGAGUUUUUACAGCGUAAGAGAGAAGCCAUGCUCAACAAAGUGCGUGCUGAGGGACAGCUGGAGUACUUGGCAAGACUGAGGCAGAUUCGCUUGCAGAACUUCAAUGAGCGUCAGCAGAUCAAAGCCCGACUCAGAGGAGAGAAGUAUGACAGCGAUGGUUCUGACAGCCAGGAGUCCAGCGAGGAGGCGGAGCUCAGGAGAAAGAAGAUAGAGGCUUUAAAAGCCCAAGCAAAUGCGCGUGCUGCUGUACUGAAAGAGCAGCUGGAGAAGAAGAGGAGAGAAGCACACGACAGAGAAAAGAGAGCUUGGGAGGAUCAUCUUGUAGCUCGAGGGGUGAAGGUUGGCAUAGCAGCAGGAAACAUAGCUGUGGCGGCGGCAGCAGCAGUAGCAGUAUCAACUACCUCUGACAGUCCUCUUCCACAGCCCAGUCCCGCUAAGCCAGACCCAGCUGCCAAAGCUCCGGCCCUGCCUGCAUCCGAACCCUCCACCCCUGCUAUAUCCAUGACUGCUGCCCUGAAGAAUGUUGGAGCAAUUUCUUCACUAAAAGAGAACCUACCAGAGCCAGAGACUGCUGUCGGCAUCCAGUGUGAGAAAAAGCAGAUUCUGCGCAGACUUAACCAGAACCUAAAAGCCCAGAGCCCAGUGGAGGAGGCGGAGGAGUCACCUCCACCCACUGCAGAACCAAGUCUUGCUCCCCAGCAGACCCAGUCUGACAAAGAUAAACGACCUUCUUCCAACGGAGACCGGAAGAAGUGGGAUGCAGCAGAACUGCCUGUACUUCCUGUGGCACAGCAAACACUAGAGGAAACUUGUGCGACCAUAACUACCAUCUCAGUGUCUCCAGAAGAAAGGCCAUCAUCUGGUGGAGACAGGAAGAAGUGGGAGGCAGGAGUUCCUCUUGUCCUCUCUGAGGCCCAACAAACUCUAGAGGACACAUGCAUCAGGACUAUUGAGCAAACAGUUGGUGAAGUUAUACAGAUGGGCAUCCUACCGGUCGAAGCUCCGAGGAAGGCGUGGGGAAUCAAUCCAGACUCUCAGGUGCUGAGAGUACUUCAGGAGGCAGAAGUUCAGCCUCUCACUCAGCAGCUGGAGAAUGUCAGCAUCUGUGAGGAGGAGUUUUCCAGCCUUGAUAAGCCUGACCAGACGCUGACAGCGGAGGUGGUGAGGACGCCUGAAGAACUUCCCUCUAAGCCGAGGCCGUCUGCCGUGUUUCAGAGUCCAGAGGUUCAGAAGGAGAGUGCAGUUACGACAGAGGCCUCAGUUCAGCAAAUGUCAGUGGUCAGUACAGCGGAAAGAGUGACACUGCCAUCCAACCUUACGGAGACUCAGGAUCCAGCAGACAUGGAGUCAGUGGUUUUGGAAGACAACCUUAAACAGGCUUCCCGUCCACCAACUGGUGUGCAGCAGGCAUGGGAGAAGGAAGCCCAACCGCCAGUACCACCAGGGGGCAUCACAAGACCAUCAGGCACCAAGGAGGUUGAGAAGAGUUCAGAGAAACCAACAGAAUCAUCUGGUGUAGCACAGUGCGAAGAGCCCCUGUUUAUGAAGUUGUGUUCCCCGGCCCACCGACGUGCUGCUGCCCUUGCCAUUCUCUCAGCCCAGUCCUCCAUGGAUGAAUCAUCCUCCUCUCUGACCUCUCGUUCCCGCUCUGUCUCACCUCUGCGCUCCAAACACCACAACGACUUCCUCAUUGGUCUCUCCACGGGCAUGUUUGACUCCAACAAUCCCAAGAUGCUGCGGACAUGCUCUCUUCCAGACCUCAGCCGUAUCUUCAGCUCUCAGCAGGACUCUGCUGUGACUGCGGAGGCUAACGUCGCCCCGGACAACAACCUGGAAAUCGAAGACCUGGACGAGGGAGCUAAAGAUGACGACCAGUCAGAGGCCGAGGAUGCAUAUGAGGAUGAAGACCUCCGGGACAUCAGAGCCUCCAUGGAGAGAUUGCUGCAAGAAGAGGGCGACUUAAUGAGGAGCCCUCCAGAGGUCGGAGCUGGAGACUUUAAUGGGAACCCUCCAGAGGGCGAAGAUCAAGAGCUUUUCAACAGGAUCGCAGCUGAGAUCGAGCAGGAAAACAAUCAGAUGGCUGUGGACGAUGACGACGAGGACGAAGACGAAGAGGAGGAAGAGGGCGAGGAGGAGGAUGAGGAUGAGGAUGAAGAAUACUCUAAUGGGAGUCCUGGUGAUGAGGAAGCGGGGGAGUUGCUUAGCAAUGGUGUGGGAGAAGAGAACCACAGUAAUAACAGCCAGCUCAAUGAAGAGUGGCAUUCAGAUGGCAGUGGAGAAGAACAGGUGGAAGAGGCCGAGCAUCAUGAUAGCAUCUUCAGUCGCCUGGAAGAGCUUCGCUUCAACCUGGAGCAGCAGAUGGGCUUUGAGAAGUUCAUUGAGGCCUACAAUAAAAUUAAGGCUAUACAUGAAGAUGAAGAUGAGAAUAUUGACCUGGGCUCCAGUUUGGUCUUGAGCAUUUUGGGAACUGAGCACCAGCAUCUCUAUCCAAACAUCCUUCAUCUAGUGAUGGCAGAUGGCGCAUACCAAGAAGAUAAUGAUGAAUAAUGUUUCGUGCAGUGGAGCUGCUGGCAGCUAUGACAAUCUGCUAGCUAUCUGAUGUCUUCCCAUGACGCACAUCAUCGGCAGAAGGAUCUAUGCAUGAAGUGUCGCAGCCAUGCAUCUAACAGUGUUUCAGGCACACUUGCAUGAUGAAUAGCUAGUACACUUGAGGCUGCUUUCCAUACUUUGACUAUCAGCACCUGACACUGUUUCCAUACCGGUGUUCAUUCAAAAGUGCAUUACCUAGUAUGUGUUGCUAUUAUAAAAAAAAAAAGAAGAAAAAGUUUAACUUCAAGGUUCUGUUCAACGUUCAUGUCAGUGUCUGUAAAUGAUUGGAAACCCAUGUGUUGUCUCGCUAAUUAAUAGCAUAUAAACCCUGUUGUGGUUCACUUAAGACUCCACAGUGGCAUUUGAUUUUCAGUGGGAAAAGAUCUGGUCCUCUCAGGUGCUCUCUUUCUAACUGUCACACCCUCAAACACAGCUUCAGUAGAUAAACCAGGUCACCCCAAAAGCAAAUGUACCACGAGUACUCCUAACCGGUCGAACCUCCUUUUUCUUACAACUCUUUACACCAAACAGGAAGUGAAAUAUUAUCUAUAACAUUUUCCACAUUUCUUACUGUUUCAGUUCAUCCAAAGGGAAGAUUUUUGUGAGGCUGCUUUACGUUGCCAAGAUACUGUAGCAAGACUGUGGCUUUAGAGUGGUGGGUGGGAUGCAGUGGGCCAGGUCAGGCUUAUGUUCAGUGCAGAGAGUUGCAAUUAUGAUGUAAGCAAUGGUACAGAUAAGUUAACAAUAAGUCAUGUUUGAUAAUAAAAUGAAUAUUGUAAAUCUUUAUAUGAAUAAACACCUUC
Scomber scombrus (Atlantic mackerel) is the source of this 5212-nucleotide messenger RNA. It is a transcript of the gene nek1, whose product is annotated as NIMA-related kinase 1. NCBI's taxonomy places the organism in Eukaryota, Metazoa, Chordata, Actinopteri, Scombriformes, Scombridae. The transcript is spliced from 36 exons. The coding region runs from base 165 to 4367 and encodes 1400 amino acids. Gene Ontology annotation, molecular function: protein kinase activity; ATP binding. Gene Ontology annotation, biological process: protein phosphorylation. The record is from RefSeq and is a predicted model, not a curated record.